AUGGCAGACAAUAAUGUUGAACAUCUUUCCGUGGAAGAGGCUUUUGAGCAGUUCUGUAAAGGAGUUUCUUUUUAUGAACCCUUCUGGGAUCAUGUAUUAGGGUAUUGGAAGGCAAGCCUAGAGUGGCCAGAGAGAGUCCUGUUUAUGAAGUAUGAGGAUAUGAAGAAGGAUUCACCAUUUCAUCUCAAGAGGUUAGCAGAGUUUAUGGGCUGCCCCUUCUCUUCAGAAGAAGAAAGGCAAGGCGUGGUGCAUGAAAUUCUAAAGCUUUGCAGCUUUGAGAAUCUAAGCAACCUGAAAGUGAAUAAUACAGGAACAUUCCAGCUAGGCAACCGUAAGAUUGGCAAGCAUAUAUUCUUCAGGCAAGGUAAGGUUGGGGAAUGGAGGAAUCAUCUCACAAAUGACAUGGUGGAUCGCCUUAACAAGAUCGUAGAGCAAAAGCUGUCUGGUUCUGGUUUGACAUUUCAUGACUCUGUGGAGAGAUGA
Vitis riparia (riverbank grape) is the source of this 483-nucleotide messenger RNA. Its product is annotated as flavonol 4'-sulfotransferase-like. The coding region runs from base 1 to 483 and encodes 160 amino acids. The transcript has a single exon. NCBI's taxonomy places the organism in Eukaryota, Viridiplantae, Streptophyta, Magnoliopsida, Vitales, Vitaceae. Gene Ontology annotation, molecular function: sulfotransferase activity. The record is from RefSeq and is a predicted model, not a curated record. Gene Ontology annotation, cellular component: cytoplasm. Gene Ontology annotation, biological process: sulfation.